Messenger RNA from Dicrocoelium dendriticum, 328 nucleotides. The record is from the annotation of a GenBank genome assembly. NCBI's taxonomy places the organism in Eukaryota, Metazoa, Platyhelminthes, Trematoda, Plagiorchiida, Dicrocoeliidae.
AUCAUCCUGGCUUUAAUUUUUCAAUUUUACGACGACGUAUUCGUUCUCAUCGAACUCACUGGAUUCGCAUUUACUGUGGUUUCUGCGCUCGCCGUGUGCAGUCUGCUUUACAUCAGGCGAACCAAUCCUGGUCUUAACAAGUCUGGAUUCAAACUUCCAAUUUUUAUGCACAUCACUUACCUCUUCAUCAGUAUAAGCAUUGGCAUAUUCUCCAUCUAUGAUUCACCGAGUGACGCGGCCUUGAGCCUUGGCCUCAUUGGUCUUGGAAUUCCGGUCUACCUCCUGGGUGUCGUGUGGAAGAAACCCAAGGCCAUAGACAAUGUCUUAU